This is a messenger RNA of Toxorhynchites rutilus septentrionalis, 801 nucleotides long. RefSeq lists its product as uncharacterized. Bases 1 to 801 code for a protein of 266 amino acids. Gene Ontology annotation, biological process: DNA integration. Gene Ontology annotation, molecular function: nucleic acid binding. Lineage: Eukaryota; Metazoa; Arthropoda; Insecta; Diptera; Culicidae. The record is from RefSeq and is a predicted model, not a curated record. The transcript has a single exon.
AUGAGGCAAGAAUUCUGGCCGGUGAACGGUAAAGCCAUCGUCAAUCUUGUGUGUCGCAAGUGUCCGCAAUGCUUCCGUCAAAACCCUGUCCCUGUCACGCAACCCGUUGGUCAACUACCGCAGCCUCGUACAGAACCUAGCAGAGCCUUCACUGUGGUCGGAGUGGACUACUGUGGACCCGUGUACACGAAACCAGCGCACCGACGAGCAGCACCACGAAAGGCAUACAUCGCCGUGUUUGUCUGCUUUACAUCCAAGGCUAUACAUCUCGAACUGGUCUGUGAUCUGUCCACGGAAGCCUUUAUCGCAGCUCUACGUCGCUUCAUCGCUCAUCACGGAAUGCCAACUGAGAUUCACUCGGACAACGGUACGAAUUUCCAAGGGGCAAACAACACACUCGCCGAACUGUACCGUCUCUUCGAAAAUAAACGCACCCGGGAAGCAAUUGUCAGCGAAUGCAGCAAACAUCGGAUCCAGUGGCACUUUAUACCGCCGAGAGCACCGUCCUUUGGUGGCCUAUGGGAGGCUGCUGUAAAAUCUGCGAAGACAUCUCUGGUGAAAACACUCGGCAACACCCAGCUUUCCUUUGAAGAAUAUGCGACUGUGCUGGCCCAGAUUGAGCUCCAACAGAGCUGGAUGUCCUCACUCCCGGGCACUUUCUCAUCGGGUCGCCGCUUAUCAGCCUGCCGGAUCCGAACUACACCCACGUACCAACCAACCGACUCAAUCGCUAUCAGCAGCUGCAGAAACUCAUCCAACAACACUGGGACCGAUGGAGAAGGGAAUAUCGGACCGAAUUGA